AUGACUGUUGACCCUACUGCUCUACUAGUCAAGAUGCCCCGUCCAGCUAUUCAUCAAACACCCAAGGCCAAGCUACAAGCGGCGCGCGAAAGGCACCGGCGUCAUUAUGCCAAAGAUGAUAUUUUGAAGAGGCGGAGAGUGCUUCGUAGCUCGAAAAGUGAGCAAUCACAGGCAGCGAAGAAAUUCACAAAAGACCUCCUGAAGGCUGUCGCAAAAGCAUUGCCUUGCGGAGAUGAAGAUGAAGAUGGGUCCACGUCUGAGUCUUCUGACUCGGACGAUGAUGAAAAGAACAAGCCAUAUGAUCUUCCCGAAUGCUCACGCAUCCUCAAAGACACAAAGGAUGAAAUAUUGGCAGUGAUCGGCAAGGACCCCUGCAAAUUUGUCGAGGGAGUCUUAUGCAACUACGUGAAGAGUUUCCCCAAAGACUCCUCCCCUGGUGAUAUCUCCAUCAUCGAAACUGAGAUCGCUAAGUUUCAAAAACUACUCGACCAAACCAUUCCCGCACAAGAUCAAAUUAUGUAUUUCUGUGGGGUCUCUCCUGACUCGGAGUGGCAUGCCGCUGACUCGGUCACGCGCUUCUUAAGGACGGUGCUUGCGUAUCUGGAGGACAUCGAGAUUCUGUUGUUUUCUGGAGGAGUUUGUGAGCUCACAUUUGCUCACUCGAUGGGGGAGAUGAUGUAUCAGAAGGGCAUCAAAAUUUAA
Suillus discolor is the source of this 702-nucleotide messenger RNA. RefSeq lists its product as uncharacterized. The record is from RefSeq and is a predicted model, not a curated record. The coding region runs from base 1 to 702 and encodes 233 amino acids. The transcript is spliced from 3 exons. NCBI's taxonomy places the organism in Eukaryota, Fungi, Basidiomycota, Agaricomycetes, Boletales, Suillaceae.